AUUUCAUUUUCUUGCAGACACUCUUUAACCACAUGUGACCCACAAAACCCUUUGUUUUUUUGUCAACUUCUCAGAAAACUCUGUUAAAACCAAAGAAAAGAUCUUUUUCUUUUGUCACUCACUCAUCUUGUUGCUUCUAUCUCUCACUAGACUCACUAGACUCCAUAGCUAAAAGCUUCUACUACAUCUAUAGCUGUCUCCACGCGCUUAUAAUUACUUCCACAGUGGCAAAUCCACCUUCUCUCCUCUCAUGGCCACCACCGCAUCAACCAUCCUCCACCGUCCCUGACCACCACCACUCCUCUUCCUCUGCCGCCGUUGGAAUCAGUACACCAGACUACAUGCUAGGCCUAAGAAACGUCAUCCUCUUACCACCACCGUCGCAGAUUACUCACCCCUCGGUGGAAGCAGAUCACAACAAGCCAAGGAACAGUAAUGUUGAAGAAAAAGUGUGCAGAGACUGUGGAAACAGAGCUAAGAAAGAGUGUUUGUUCGAAAGGUGUAGAACUUGCUGCAAAAGCAGAGGAUACAACUGUGCCACUCACGUGAAGAGCACGUGGAUCCCUUCUUCUUCUUCUUCUCAGCAUCAUCACUCUUCUUCUUCCUCUUCCGACAGGUACAAAAAGAAGCUCAAAAUCGAUCCUUCCGACAAACCCAGUGUCUAUACCGUUCCGACAACCACUUCUCGCCGUCAAGAGACGAGAUUCAAAGAAGGGUUACCGGGAAAGAUCGAAGCUCCGGCGGUUUUCAAACGGACGAGAGUAACAGCGAUAAGCAACGAAGAACAAUCAGAGAUCGGCUAUCAAGCGACAGUAACCAUAAACGGUCAUGUCUUCAGAGGCUUUCUUCAUUACUAUGGUGUUGAUCACAACAAAGCGUUUCCAUGUCUUUCUAAAAAGUAGGAUCUAAUGUUACUAGACUAGAGAGUCUGCUCUGUUUCGAACGUUACACAUUGUCUUUUAUUAUUAUUAGUAUUACUAGAUGAUGUUAUUGUGUUAGUAUGUGAGGUUGUUACCGGGGUCAACACCAAACUGACGAUUAUAGUAACGAACCCUAGCUUCAACGGUGGCUCUGUUGGCUCCAUCACACUCCAAAGCACAGUUGAUGGCGCGGAUUGUUGCACCAAAGCCUUGAGGAAGAACGAGUUGGACUCUGUUGGUCCAGUACCGCCUUGUUGUGCGUUGAGGCCGUAGAAACAGAUAGCUGUUCCUGCUGGCCCGUAGUUGAAGUUCCAUGAAGCCGAAGUAGCCUUUGGUUGGAAUGCAUUCCUAGAAUGCAUGGAUAUUAUGUUGUUGCAGUAAGGAUCCAUCUAUUUCUUCUAUGUAGCAGAAAUCUGAAACAAACCAAAAAGUAUUAUGUUUAA
This is a messenger RNA of Raphanus sativus (radish), 1363 nucleotides long. RefSeq names its product protein SHI RELATED SEQUENCE 6. Gene Ontology annotation, biological process: positive regulation of DNA-templated transcription. NCBI's taxonomy places the organism in Eukaryota, Viridiplantae, Streptophyta, Magnoliopsida, Brassicales, Brassicaceae. The transcript is spliced from 2 exons. Bases 342 to 902 code for a protein of 186 amino acids. Gene Ontology annotation, cellular component: nucleus. The record is from RefSeq and is a predicted model, not a curated record. Gene Ontology annotation, molecular function: DNA binding; DNA-binding transcription factor activity.